AGUUGGAGAGGUCAAAUACUUUGGUGUUUGACAUAAAAUUCUCACUCGACAAUUUAGUAUGGAUUUCUGGAAUGCUGUCUGGCUAAUCAAAUUAGACGUUCUGAUAAUCGUUUGAGAAACAAUAAAGAAUAGAAAAUGAACAAAUAAAAGUUUUUAAAAUUAUUUUGUAUAGGAGCAACAUGUAAAAGCACUUUAUUUGUUGUCCUGUUUUAUGUUUAUCCAUUUAAUCCAUUAGUUAUGAACUUCCCCCUACUAAUUAAAGGAUUCUAUUUCCAUCGGUUAGUGUAUGUCUUUUUCAUAAAAAAAUAAAGAAACAGAAACAAAAAGAUGCAAUAAAUUAAAAUGAGAAAAAAGAAGAAGAAAAAAGAAGAGUAGAGAACACAUCAUCAGCUCUGUCUUUUACAACAAAUACAUCUCCUCAACGAAAUUGGAAGGCGUUGGAAAAAUGGCCGACUGGACUGAACUCCCACCCGAUCUCCUUCACCAAAUCUCAGAUUACCUUACCGUCUACUCCGACUAUCUCCGAUUUCGAGUAGUUUGUUGGAACUGGCGAUUCUCGGUCCCUAAAAUCCCUCACCGUCUUCCUCCCCAGCUUCCAUGUCUCAUAAUUCCUCUGUAUCACAACUGCCGCUGUGGUUUAUUCAACUUCUCCGACAACAAAAUCCACUUCCUCUACCUCCCGGAGAUUUCUCUCCGGAAGCGCCCGUGUGGUUCUUCCCACGGCUGGCUUACGAUUGUCGAUGAAACUCCGCCGAUUCUCCUCCUCAACCCCUUUACCAGGGCCAAGCUCUGGCUACCUCCCCUCUCCACGUUCCCUAACGUUGUAUCUUUCGAUUACUCCAGAGUUGGCCGAGAAUAUCUGAUCCGUACACCCACAGGACAUAUCUACACUCGAAAUUUGCGGCAGAUGCGCGAUUCUUUUGUCAAGAAAAUCGUUCUAUCCUCAAGUCCGUCGAACCCAAACGAUUUCUUAGCCGUGGCGAUUCUGAAUCACAGCGGCGAUUUGGCGUUUUGCCGGAGCGGUGGGGGAUCAUGGACUUUCGUAGACGACGCACCGUCUGAUUGCGAAGAUGUUAUAUACUCCGACGGAGUGUUCUACGCGGUGGAUAAGUACGGCGUCGUUUCAUUGAUGGAUCUACGUGGUUCGCGCUCUCAAGUUUCACUGGUUGCGACGGAGAGGCAAUUGGCUGGCGACAUACAAUACCUGGUGAAAUUAGGGCAGGAAUUGCUGCUGGUGAGUCGGUAUUUGGAUAUUGUCAACGACGGCAUGGAGGACGAACUGAUACCUGUAAUGUAUCGGACGGUACGAUUCGAAGUGUUUCGAAUGGAAUGGGAAGGACCACGAUGGGAGAAGGUUGAAAACUUGAACGAAAUGGCGUUGUUUGUUGGAGGAAAUUCUUCAAUGGCCUUCUCCGCUGCUGAUUUUGGUGAAAUCUCAGGAAAUUGUAUAUAUUACACUGAUGAUUAUUCGGAUAGCGAUUAUCAGGAACAAGGUGAAGAACCGGAUAUGGGGAUUUUCCGAUUGUGCGACGAAAGCUUCGAGCCGCUGCCGUAUUACUCCGGCGGCUCCCAUUCCCGCCGGCGUUUGCUUCCACCCAUAUGGGUUACUCCGAAUCCUUGUUAAUUGUAGGUGCGGCGUUUGUGGAUCGUUUCAAUUAAUUAAUUUCACGUCAUUAUUGUUGCUUUUUCUUUAUUUUCGAUUGAAUCGGUGAUGAAGAUAAACACAAGUAGACUCGUUUCAAUUGAAAUUUAUAGAUAAAUAAAAAUUGAGAUUUUCUUUGGAA
Cucumis sativus (cucumber) is the source of this 1784-nucleotide messenger RNA. Its product is annotated as F-box protein SKIP23. The transcript has a single exon. The record is from RefSeq and is a predicted model, not a curated record. NCBI's taxonomy places the organism in Eukaryota, Viridiplantae, Streptophyta, Magnoliopsida, Cucurbitales, Cucurbitaceae. Gene Ontology annotation, molecular function: protein binding. The coding region runs from base 446 to 1624 and encodes 392 amino acids.